AUUAACAGUGCCUGCUAAUGUAGAAGCUCUUCGUGCGCCACCAAGAAACAUUCGAGGUCACUCCUUCCUGCACGUGUCUAAUGCGGUUGAAUCCGCAAGUAGAAUAAACACGAACGGCCAAAAUUCUCAUCAUGCGCAAGCUACAACAUCGCGAACGAGUGUGAAGUGCUAUGUAUGUGAAGAUCCAAUGCAUCGCGUCCGUCAAUGUGGGGUCUUCAGAGCCAUGACGGUUACAGAUCGUCAUGCUACAGUCCGUAGUUUGCAACUUUGCGCGAAUUGCCUGGGCAGUCAUGGAACGAGAAAAUGCAAAUCUACGUUCGUCUGUAGAGUGGUGGGAUGCGGUAUUCGGCAUCAUACACUGCUCCAUCAAGAACCAUCCGCUUCCACGUCAAGUGCGCAGUGUAAUGCUCACGUAGAGAAAUCGACGACGACGCUAUUUCGAAUAGUUCCGGUGACUGUUUAUCAUGGCCAACGCAGUAUCGACACGUAUGCUUUCUUGGAUGAAGGAUCUUCUCUGACACUGGUGGAAACGUCGUUAGCCCAACAGUUAGGACUUGAAGGUGUUCGUGAUCCUCUAGAGCUGUGCUGGACUGGCAAUUACUGCAGGAGAGAGGAAUCAUCGCAACGUGUGCAGCUGGAGAUAUCGGCCAGGGGCGGUGAGCGGCGCUACUCUAUAGCGGCCGCUCACACUAUAAAUCAGCUAAGUUUACCGACUCAGUCAAUUGCCACUUCACUGAUAUUGAAUUUGAAUUACUUCCAGGAACUUCCAGCGAUACAGUAUCGUAACGCGGUACCUCAACUGCUGAUUGGACUGCAAGACGUGUUGCUGAUGAAGCCACUGGAAGUGCGAUCAGGCGAGAAAGGUCAACCAAUUGCUGUGCGAAGUCUACUAGGCUGGUCGAUUCCAAAAAGCAUUGACGGAUCGACAGCAGCAACGCCAUUCCCGGUCAACCGUCACGAAAGAGUAUCGAGUGUAGAUGAAACUGUGCAACAUCCGAACAGCAUGGACCGACAAGGGCUACUUGAAGUGAACAUCGUGCAGAACAUCGCAGCAGUUGCGGAAGAUAGCUCAGCCGAAAGCAGCAAUGUAAAUGCUGAUCAGACGACUCAUGAAAUGCUACGCAAGUAUUUCACAAUCGAAGACUACAACCGAACGACAUGCUGAGCGUUUCACUACCGGCUUAUUGUGGGCAGAAGAUGAGGAUCGUCGGUAGGAAGAAAGGAGAUGGUAACCAUUGUACCACACCCGGCGGAAGCUCUAAGGAACAGCUAUUGCCGAUCUACAGAACUCUUGGGACAGAUGGCUCAAAGAAUACGUCCCGACUCUUCAUGGGCGAGCCAAGUGGCAAAAAGAAGGCGAACAGUUGAAAGUGGGCGCGUUGGUCUUCGUGACGGAAGGAGCUCGAAAGGAAUGGCCACGAGCUGUUGUAGAAAAAGUGUUUCCUGGUUGUGACGGUAGAGUCAGGCAGGCGAUGGUGAGAACAGCGCACGGGAAAAUUUUUAAACGCCCGGUCGUAAAACUAGCGAGGAUCGAUGAAGAAGUUGAUAGAGAGGAAGAAAUUGAUGAUGCAAAGGCUGAUAGUGGGAACGGCAAAACACAGUAGGUUGAUUGUCGCGUCUUUAUCAACUGGUGAAUCCAAACCGCAUGGAUUCACGUGGGGGGAAUGUUGACACGCCAAAAUAUAAACAAUACAAAGGUUGGGACAAACAGAGGUGCGUUUAUCGAUCUGAGCGCAAUCGAUCACCACUGCUAUAAAACGCGAGCAGGAUAGACGAUCGGGAGAGAGAGAGAGAGAACAACCCAACGGUCAAAAGCCGAAGAUUUUAUAUUGACCUUUCGUUUUUUCUAUCUCCCACCAAACAAAGCCGAAGUCGCUCGAACCUUUUACUCUGUGCCAGAGCGAGAAAGCAUGCAUUCUGCAUCAAGUUUUACAGCUGCAAACACAGCGCGUGUAGAUGUGUGUGUGCGCGGAGCGAAUGUAUGGAUGAAGAUGGGAAGCAGCGGGGUUUUCUCGUUCAGUUGAGAGACCCGAACAAUUCCCCAUGGUGUUAUCAGUCCAAUACCAACGCUGCUGAGGGAAGGGUGUGCUAUUUUUUCGCGCGAUUCAUGCUCAUGAUUAUGAAAAACUGUAUGUUCUUUGCAAUAUUUGCUUACUAUGUUAUUGUUUUCACCAUUUUCUAAAUUUUUCCCCACUUUUCAAAUCUUCUUCUUCUUCUUUGGCUCAACAACCGUUGUCGGUCAAGGCCUGCCUGUACCACUUUUGGGCUUGGCUUUCAGUGACUAAUUGAUUUCCCACCAUAGCAGGAUAGUCAAUCCUACGUAUGGCGGCACGGUCUAUUUUUGGGGAUUGAACCCAUGACGGGCAUGUUGUUAAGUCGGACGAGUUGACGACAGUACUACGAGGCACACCACUUUUCAAAUAUUUCAUUAAAAUACACGUGAAAGUUUCUAUAGAUAAUAUUUUCAUAGGAACGGUGCUAAA
Anopheles arabiensis is the source of this 2483-nucleotide messenger RNA. RefSeq lists its product as uncharacterized. The coding region runs from base 188 to 1165 and encodes 325 amino acids. The transcript has 3 exons. Lineage: Eukaryota; Metazoa; Arthropoda; Insecta; Diptera; Culicidae. The record is from RefSeq and is a predicted model, not a curated record.